GUCUCGCAUACAUUACAAAAUGGCGACGUGACGGAACGCGAAAUGCAAGCAAAGCUAAGCUCUCUAAAAAAUUGAAAAUAUCAAGUUCGAAAGGUUUAAAAUGGGCACAUAACUAAAAUCGGCAACAAAACCAUCAACAACGGUAACAAAAAGUAUUGUUAAAGAGUUAAGCACAUAAGAGGAAGAAGAAUAACUACAAUAACAGCACGCAAAUUGAAGUAACAAUUUGAAAGCGCAGUGAAACGAAGAAUUGGUUGAAGUGCUCCCACAAAAGUGUGAGAGAGGGAGAGAGAGAGAGAGACAGCUACCAACAUGCAACUCGUCAAUCGCUCUCUGUCUAUCCGCUGGGUCCUGGGUAUAUACCUGAUGGUGCUGGUAUGUUGGGAUCCACGAUCAACGCAGGCACGUUUUAUUGCCAAAAGAGAAACGCCGAAUGGGGAAAUGGGUGUGGCAGCCGCGACAAGUGACCCUGACAUUGUUAAGCCGCAAAACGAAAGUGACAACGAAUUGCAAACAACGAUUGUUCAACAAGAGCGGCUAAAACCUGGAUCACAAGACGAAACAUCGACAACAUCGCCUACAACAUCAGGAAUAAGUUUCACAUUAGCAUCCACAAAUGAAAUGCAAUCCACGGUCAAUAGCUUUCGGACCACAGAUGAGACAGCAACAACGCCAUCUAAAGUUGAACUUACGGAACAACCAAUGCUUAAAGAGGAUCAUAAGUUCACAACAACAACGAAACCUGAGCAGCAGUUAAUAUCACAAGUGGAAGUCACAACAGAAGCUACUACAACAUCCAGUAUCAACAGCGAACCAACAACAACAACAGUAACAACGACAACAACGACCAUAGCAUCAACAUCGGACCUUCGAUCCACACCACGUGAAGAAGAUCGGGCGCGUUCCAUGCAAUUUCCAAGCAGCACUGAAAGAGUCUCUUUCGUUUCUGUCGUGACUCCCAUGAAACUUCGCCCAAUUCCAAUGGCGACGACAACAACAACAACGCAUAUGCCUCAGCUGCUGGCACCACUAUUGCAUGCUGGAGUCACGGUCACGCCGAGUGCUUCAGAUGAAAACGCCAUCGACGGGCAGGAGGGAAUGCAAAAGGUUCAUCUGCAACCUGAGAAGCGUGCGAAAUUCAUCGCUGAUAAUUCGACAAAUGCUCAACAGCUGACGCUGCCGAAUGUGGCCGAAGUCUGGAGUUUGGCAGCCUUGAAAAUGGUGCCAACACCGUCAACCACAACAACAGCUACCACAACAACAACAACAACAAAUUCACCAGUGGCUGGAAAGGGAGUGGAGCUCUCAAACGAUAUUGAGGAAAGAAACCAAACAAUGCAACAGCACAAAGAAAAGAACAUUCUCGACUGGCAGCAGAUCAUGAUGAUGCCCUUAGGGCAAGAGAAUCACACAGAGCCUAUCAUGAUGAGCACCUCAUUGGAUGCCACAGAGGCUGCAACGCAAUCCUCAACAUUGAAGCUAGACAUCACGUUGAAUCAGGGCGAAGUAUUUCCAGCUGUCAGCAAAUCUGUGACUGAGGGAACCAUUAAUAAAACAGAAUCCAAAGAGGCUCAGCUAAAUGAAUGGUUACCAAUUACAACUACAGAGCCAUCAAUUAACGAGGCGUCAACAAAUCCUCCAAAGCUGCCUUUACAAGAAGCAGAGGACGACUUUACAUCAACAUCAACAACAACUUUUGUACCUGUAAAGUCAGAGUUAACAGAGAAUUCAACACUCAACUUAACAUUAGUUGAGAGCACUGUAACACAGCUUAGCAUAAUAGAAAAUUAUACAACAGAGUCUGUUGUAACUGAGUCUAUAACAGCAGCGGCUGCAGCAACAUUGCCUGUUAGCUUGACAACAGCUGAGCGAGCGACAACAACAACAACCACAACAACGACCAUGCGAAGUGCGUUGAACGCCACCCCCAGUCCCCAUCCCAAUACGAAUGAAACGGCAAUGAAUUCCACACUACAUGAAAAUAAUGAAAACGGUGAUAAAGCAAACGACGUUGACGUCGGCGUCGAGAGCGACACCAAGACUGAAAGCGACGACGUCAUCGACGUCUCUGUCUCUGUCUCGGUUUCAACUACCGAAACCACUCCGACGGCAACUGAGCGGCAAACAAUAACAGUUAGUACCCGAACAGCUGUCGAGGAGAGCACAGCCACAGCUCCGACGAUUCAAACGGUAACGGUAACGCCAACACCAACGCCAAUUUCAACGUCGACGUCAACGGUGACGCCGACGCCGCAAACAUUGCACGCAAAUGUUGAUGAACAAAUAGCAACAGCAAGUACAACGACAACGCCAACACCUACACCAACGGAAAUUGUCCAAAUUAGCAAUGAAGUGAAUUUAGAAACAAUUACAGUGAAACAAGUGACAACCGACGAUAUCAAUAGCAAUAGCAACAGCAAAAAAUUAUUAAUAACAACAGGCAGCACUGCGAAACCUAUUAACAGCACUGUGAACACCGAGCCACUGCAAGUCGAUAAUAACAGUACUACAACAGUGACACCGCCUUCGCUGUUGACUGACGAAAAUGCCAACAGUAAACUAAACGAACAUGAAACUUCGCUGGAAACGAAUAACAUAAGUGAAACAGCUGGAAUAAUAAUCACAACAACAACAACAACAGCAGCACCUGUGCCAAGCACAAGAACAAUAACUGAAGCAACAGCUGCAGUUAACAGACUGGAUGUAAGCAAAGCAAUAACAACAACAACAACUGCAACUGUAGUGACAGCUGCAAAGGGUGAGUCGGUGUUUAAUGAAGACGAAGUAGAUGACCAGCAGCAGAAUAAUCAUGAUCACGGCACAGAGGAGUCAUUGUUAAAAGAAAAGAACAUGGCGAAUAUAACAACAAUAACAACCAACACAACAUCAAUAACGACAACAACAGAAACAGCAACUACAACAACAGCGGCUAGAACGACAGUAAAAACAACAACUACCGAGGAACCAAUUAUUAAUUUGCUGGAUGAUAGCACCAGUAGCACCUCUAGCAACCCCACUACCACUACAACUUCUACAACAACAUCUCCACCCAGACCAAAAACUACAACAACAGCUGAGCCGAUAUACAGCUCCACUUACUCUACGAACAACUUCAACAACAUGCUGCCGGUGGAAACUACGACACGUGCAAUCGAUUUACCCACCACAAUGCUGAUCCCCUCGCGUCCCACCGAACUGGAUCUAAUGCACCAACCGCCUCCAAGCAGCAAUUCGGGUACAGAUGUCAAUGUGAUCAUUGCCAUCACGGUCAGUGUGAUUGGUGUCGCGGCUCUGAUUCUACUGGUUGCGUUCCUCUAUUUGAUGCGAAAGCGACAGAAGCAGAUGUCGUAUGGGCAACGCUGUCGUCCCGUCAGCUUGGAUGCCUACUCCCUGGACAAUGUGUCCGUUCUGGGCAGCGUCAGGCGAAAAGGUCGAGAUUUUCGCGUCUCGAAACGCACAUAUGGUAAUGCCGCCUUCGAUGAUCCGUCGCUGCGUCACAAUAUGCUCAAUGCUACGGAGCUGGGCAAGUUUUUGGAGCGCAGAUCGAGUAUCUUCGAGGAGUUCAGAGAUGUACCGCAAAUAAUUGCGCGAGCCGAUGAAGUGCCUGCCGGAUGUGAGGAUAAAAAUCGAUACGCUAACGUAAUUCCGCUUCCUGAGACGCGGGUGGUACUUCAAAGACAGGGCGAUGAUGACAAAACGGAAUACAUUAAUGCCAAUUAUGUGCGGGGACCAAGAGACGCACCAAAUUAUUAUAUCGCUUGUCAGGCACCUUUGGAGAGUACAACUGGAGACUUUUGGCGCAUGAUCUGGGAGCAACAAUCACGAGUGAUUGUACAGGCAACCGAUCUGAAUGAGAAUGGCAUUGAACGAUGCGCGGAAUACCUGCCGCCGUCAGUGACCCUGGAUAAUCACAGUAGUUAUGGCGAUUAUCAAGUAACACUGAAGCAUCGUGAGGUCAAGGAUAAAUACGCGAUUUCCACAUUGAUGCUCAAGCAUGUUGAUGAAGAAGAGUGUCGCGAAUUGACGCAUUAUUGGUAUAAAUGGCCGGAGGCUGGAGUGCCCCUAGAAGAGGCGCCCAUUAUAGCGAUGUUACUGGAGGCGAGAUCUUCCCUCAAAUCCUAUGCUCUGGAGCAGGCCAAUGAACUGAAAGAGAAAUCCUCAACUUUGAAAUCCAUGGACAACGCUCUCAACAAUAGCGCGGACGUGGAUACAAAGAAGGCAGAAGAAGUGGGCAGCGCUUCGAGCGGGCCCAGCAAUGAAAUUAAUGGCAAUGUGACCAAUAAGCAGCCUCGCAGUCAGCAGGGACCGCUAACCAUUCACUGUUCCCCAGGCACGGGUCGAACUGGCACUAUCAUUGCCUGUGACAUGGCCAUACGCAGUCUGGAAACACCUAAACGUUUCGUGGACAUUCCGCAGUUGGUUUACUAUGUGCGUCGUGGACGUGCCAGCUCCGUACAGACCAAGGAGCAAUACGAAUUUAUCUACAAGGUGGCCAAUAUGUAUGCGACCAAAAUCACAAAUCUAUCAAAUGAUAACUGAGAUUGUGUGCAGUCGAAACAUGUUUAACCAAGUCCUUAUAUAAACGCUGUAUACAUUUAGUCAUAGGUUAUAUACAAUUUAUAUCUUUAUAUCUAUUAUACAUAUAUUAUACAAACAUAAAUUAAUUAAUUAAUGUUACUAUUCUAAGAGUGAUAGCGUGUAAGAUAUGUAUUUAUCGAUUGUUCGCAUACGUUAUUUUCGAUUGCUGGAAUUUUAAUUUAAAAUAUAUGUAUUCCUUUAUUAUUGUGAUAUAUUCGUACAUUUGUAAAUCUCGUAAUUAUCUGUUGCAUAUUUAUAAUUAGGCUUUGUUUUUGCAAGUAAAUACCUGUAAAAUGUGUACAUUUUAUUGUAUUUUAAUUGUAAAUCGUUAUCAAAUUUCUGUAUUUUAAUAAAA
Messenger RNA from Drosophila sulfurigaster albostrigata, 4933 nucleotides. RefSeq names its product mucin-2. Bases 313 to 4539 code for a protein of 1408 amino acids. Gene Ontology annotation, biological process: protein dephosphorylation. NCBI's taxonomy places the organism in Eukaryota, Metazoa, Arthropoda, Insecta, Diptera, Drosophilidae. Gene Ontology annotation, molecular function: protein tyrosine phosphatase activity. The transcript is spliced from 4 exons. The record is from RefSeq and is a predicted model, not a curated record.